AUGCGUAUAGCAAUAGUUGGAGCAGGAAGCGCCGGAUUAGCAGCUGUCCGUCACGUCGUUCUUCUUCUCGCCACUGAAGACCCUAAAAGUCAAGGUAAAGUCACUGAAGUUGUUUGUUACGAGAAGACUAAUCAGGUUGGAGGUACCUGGGUUUAUACUCCAGAGAUCGGCGUUGAUCAUUAUGGACUGCCUAUUCAUUCCAGUAUGUACAAAAGUCUGCGGACUAAUUUACCAAAAGAAGUAAUGGGCUAUCCAGAUUUUCCAAUACCAGAAAACGAUAAGAGUUAUGUCACUCGAACUGAAAUUUUAGAUUUUCUUAAUAGUUACUGUGAUCACUUCAAAUUACGGUCUUACAUCAAAUUUCGUCACAAUGUUGAGUGUAUUGAACCUUCUGGAAAACCUGAAGAGAAUCAGGUACUGGGUUCAUCUACUAAAUGGACAGUGACAGUAAAAAAUUUGGAAACUAGCGUGGUAGCCAAAGAAAUUUUCGAUGCAGUUAUGGUCUGCAAUGGACAUUACUUUGAACCAAGCUUACCAAUUAUUGAAGGACAUGAUAAAUUCCAAGGUCAACAAUUACACAGUCAUGAUUACCGUGUACCUGAAACUUUUGCUAACAAAACAGUAGUCGUAGUUGGAGCUGGGCCUUCGGGGAUGGAUCUUGCUUUGGAGAUAUCGAGCAAGGCUAAACAAGUCAUUCUGAGUCAUCACAAUCGCGAUCCUAUUCACACUGUCUUUCCUGAAAAUGUUAUUCAGAAACCAGAUAUAAAAAAAAUUGAUGAGACAGGACUUACAUUUUCUAAUGGCGAACAUCAGAAUGUUGAUGUUAUAUUUUACUGUACAGGAUACAAGUACAGUUUUCCUUUUCUGGCGAAAAGUUGUGGAGUUAGAGUUGAUUCAAAUAUGGUAACACCAUUAUGGAAGCAUUUGUUAUCUGUUGAAAAUCCAACGUUGGCUCUUGUAGGCUUGCCAUUUUAUGUCUGUGCUUUCAGUAUGUUUGAUAUUCAGGUUCGAUUUGCCUUGAAGUUUUGGAUGAACGAAAAACAGCUGCCGAGUAAAGAAGCAAUGUUAGCUGAAGAAGCUGCCGAGUUGAAGAGAAAACUAGAUAAAGGUCUGGAGAAACGUCACUUUCAUAUGAUGGGUCCAGAACAAGGGGAUUACUACGAUGAUCUAACAAAAACUGUUGGAAUAACUCCUUUACCUCCAGUACUGACAAAACUACAUAAUGAGAGCAGUAUGCGCUUCCUUGAUGAUCUUGUUCAUUAUCGGGAAGAUCGUUAUAAAAUAGUUGACGAUUUUAAUUAUAUUCAAUUAUAAAAAUUUACUUAAAAAUUA
Cotesia glomerata is the source of this 1332-nucleotide messenger RNA. Its product is annotated as flavin-containing monooxygenase FMO GS-OX5-like. Lineage: Eukaryota; Metazoa; Arthropoda; Insecta; Hymenoptera; Braconidae. The transcript is spliced from 6 exons. Bases 1 to 1314 code for a protein of 437 amino acids. Gene Ontology annotation, molecular function: NADP binding; flavin adenine dinucleotide binding; N,N-dimethylaniline monooxygenase activity. The record is from RefSeq and is a predicted model, not a curated record.